Musa acuminata AAA Group (dessert banana) is the source of this 3641-nucleotide messenger RNA. RefSeq names its product ATP-dependent DNA helicase SRS2-like protein At4g25120. The record is from RefSeq and is a predicted model, not a curated record. Bases 48 to 3176 code for a protein of 1042 amino acids. Gene Ontology annotation, cellular component: nucleus. The transcript is spliced from 30 exons. Gene Ontology annotation, molecular function: ATP binding; 3'-5' DNA helicase activity; DNA binding. Lineage: Eukaryota; Viridiplantae; Streptophyta; Magnoliopsida; Zingiberales; Musaceae. Gene Ontology annotation, biological process: recombinational repair.
ACCACCGCCUCCGAUUUCUCCUCUCAUCUCGGUCGCCGUUCCGGGAGAUGGAGGGGUUCGAGGAGAACUACGAGCACGGCAGCCGAAUCCCCCACACCUUCCGCGCGACCAAACCCUUCUUCCUCCUCGCUUGCAAGCGAUCCAGCGACGCGCUCUCUCCUCCUCCCUCCUCCAAGUGUCCUCGAAGGGUUCCGCUAUCCGAGAUCAAGAAUGGGUGUUCGACGCCCCCGAUGAACCCCACACCUCGGAGUUGUCAUCGAGGUUCGAUCGUUUCUCCGUCUAGCAGCGUGAUCGACGAGGAUUUCGAUGAGGCGUUCCUGCGGGACGUAGACGCCCUCUGCGAAGAGAGGUCCACGGCCAACAAGGAGAGGUCGAGCGAGGAGAACGGGAAAGCUUCCUGGAGGCGUGUGGUGGAUAGCUGCGAGGAGUUGGAUUUGGACCUGCAGGGAAGUUUCAAUAGGGAUGCCGGCGAUUGGCCCGUGCAGCAGCACAAGUACUGGGAUUAUUUGAAAUCGCUUAACCAUGCACAGAGGGAAGCGGCUUGCAGCGACGUCUCUGUCCCGUUGAUGAUCGUAGCAGGACCUGGAAGUGGAAAGACGUCAACAAUGGUUGGGCGGGUGUUGACACUGCUCAAAGAGGGGAUUGGCCCUUCGAACAUUCUUGCAAUGACAUUCACCACUGCUGCUGCAUCGGAGAUGAGGGAUCGGAUACGAGCAGUGGCUGGAAAAGAGGUCGCAACAGACCUUGAAAUUAGCACGUUCCACUCGUUUUGUUUGCAGCUCUGCAGGAGACAUGCAGAAAAGUUGGGCCGCACCCCUGAGUUCCUAAUAUAUGGACCAGGGCAACAAAGGCGGGCUGUUAUUGAGGCCUUGCGUAUAAUGGAGAAUGAUCAAAACAGUGCACAAGAAACUACAGUUCAGAAGUUUGAAGAUCUUCCUAGUACUGAUAUUGCCAAAUCUUUAAAGGAAAAGUCAAAAAAGUGGCUAAAGUUUGUUACACAGGCUAAGGCUUCUGGCAGAGCAACUGAAGAAUGUGAUAAGAUUGGUGAUGAAAUUGGAGCUAUGAUCCUCAGACACUAUGAUGAAAUUCUUACCUCUUGCAAUGCUUUGGACUAUCAUGAUUUUAUUAGCUCUUCUGUAAAGCUACUCACUGAUUUUCCUGAAGUGUACAAUGAGUGCUUGAACACUUGGAAGGCCAUAGUUAUAGAUGAGUUUCAAGAUACAAGUUCGAUGCAGUAUCGUCUUUUAAGAAUUCUAGCUUCUCAUAAUCGUGUGACGAUUGUAGGUGAUGAAGAUCAGUCUAUAUUCAGUUUCAAUGGUGCUGAUGUUUGUGGUUUUGACUCCUUCCGGAAAGAUUUUCCCACUCACAGAGAGAUUAGAUUAAACAAGAAUUACCGAUCUACCCGGUGCAUAGUUGAGGCAGCAUCAGCUGUUAUAAUGAAUAACAAUAAACGUUGCCAUAUUAAGCAAGUUGAGACUGAUAAUUCCACCGGGAGCAAGAUUAUUGUUAUGGAAUGCCACAAUGAAGAGGCACAAUGUGCUUUUGUUGCUGAUAAAAUUUUAGAAAUCGCAUCAGAUGGCCAGAAUGCUGACUGUUCCUUUGGCAAUGUUGCAAUACUUUAUCGGAGACAAGUUUCUGGUAGAGCAUUUCAGAUGUGCUUUCGCAACAGGAAAAUACCCUUUAAUUCUCAUGGGGUGGCCUUUUAUCGGAAAAAGGUAAUAAAGGCUAUUAUGGCAAUACUCAGAACCACAUUUCCUGACUGUGAUGAUGGUCCAUUUCGCCAAGCCUUCAAGGCACUUUUACCUGGUGAUAAAGAAGAAAAGAAAAUGGUUGUUGAUUAUGUUGAAAGGAUUUCCUCAGCAAGGAAAUGUAGCUUCCAAACAGCUGCAAACGACAUCUUUCAUGCAAAGGUUUCGGGUACCUUCAAAAGGUCUCGGCUUACUCAAGGACGGAAAGUCUUGUCUGCAUUAGAUAUGCUAUCCAAACUUGUAAGAAGAGAACCAUCAAUUUCAAUGGUCAUCACUUCUGCAGCAAAUAUGUUACCUCAGAAAUAUCUUCUUGAAAAACGUGCUGUAGUUGAUGUAGAAGGAGGGAAGUUGCUGAAUGAGGACAAUGAUCUAAGAUCUGUAGUUCAGUAUUUAAUGGAUGAUGUGUCGGAUUUCUUGUCCAUGCAUUUCACUAACAAAGACGUUCAAAAUUUGAGUAAACAAGAAGGUUGUGGGAGCAUUCUGAAGUCCUUUAUUGACUUCAUAACCAUGAGGGAAACUGAAAACUUUCGCUUCCGAAGGCAAGAAAAUAAAAACUCAGUAACUUUGACUACUAUUCAUCAGUCAAAAGGUCUAGAAUGGGAUGUAGUUUUCAUUGUGAAGGCAAAUGACAAUGAGAUUCCUUUGCUUCAUGAGUAUAAUGGCAUUGUCCAUGGUGGGACCACUCUUGAGGAGGAACGAAGGCUUCUAUAUGUUGCAAUGACUCGUGCUAGGAAGAAGUUGUAUGUUGUGUACAUCAUUAUGGAUUCCAACUGGCAGUUGUUGCAACCUUCACGAUUCCUCAAAGAAAUUCCAGGCCACCUUCUUGAGAUACAGGGUGAGGCAAUCUCCAAAGACCUGGCAAUUUCUAGUAGAAACAUUUCUAAUUCAUUGGGAUACGAAAUUUCACAUGAAACAAUUCAUGAAAAUGGUAGGACUCCUGAUGAUAUUUCAGAAAGUGUUGAAGGAUUCUCUGAGAUAUGCCUUGGCAACCAAUUUCUGAAGAGCAGGUUCAACUUGGAAGAGAGAUCCAUUGUCUCUAGUUUAUUCCAUCAAUGGGCAAAAAGGCCUGCAUUUCAUCAUCCAAACCGGUUGCUUGACAAGAUUGGGUUUGUCGUUGAUGAACGUUUAAGGAACAAGACAUACAAACACAAGGAUGUUAUGCGAAUUCUCAAAUCUUGCUUGAAGGGUGAUGAAACACUUCAAUAUGCUCAAUAUGUUAUUAAGUGGGAACAAAUACCUGUUGGGCUACGUGCACAUUUAAAUAGAGAAAAACAGGAACAUUUCCAAAAACAAAGAAUCGAGAACUCUAUGGGAUCAUUCAAAGCUACACCUAAACAGAUCUCUUAUCUGCAGAAUCUGGGAUGCACCAUUAAUCCUACUUCACGUCUUCAUGCAUCACGUUUGAUCGAACAGUAUAGGUCCUUGUGAAAGGCUGCAUUCUUUGAAGUUUUUGAGGUGAAGCAUAAAUAGGUAAAAAGGAUGAUAUGGCAUCAUUUGGAAUUGCUUCAAACAACUUGCAACCACGGAGAGGAGCAGAGGAGCACACCACCACUAUUCGUUAGACGCCCUUCAGUAGAAGGUCUUGGUCGAUCUGGUGGCGUGCUGACUUCAUGACCAACCCGAAGAAACCAGCAGAGACUCAAAGAACUAAUGUCUACAGAAACUGGGAAAUAAACCAUCAAAGUAAGUUAAGGUGGGAGGCUCGGGCAUUGCCAUCUUCUGCAAGUGUGAUGAAGCUUAUAAACCAGAGAUUCCUUUAACAGUGCCAAAAUUUAUGGGGUAGGAAGAUAGCCCAGUUGGUGAAGAUAUCUUUGCUCCCGUCAUGGUGUUGUGGUGGGGAUGUGAACCUUUACUUUGCUUGCAAUAAAAGAUGCAAUCAUCAUUUCGCCAUAA